AUCCGGUUUGACAGAGAGCCAUUGGGAUGGAGUCGCUCACACAAAGUCCUGAUGUUCGCCUGUCUGUGGGACAGUGUUUUCGCACAUUGAGCACGUCCUCGACCGAAGACGACGUUACCGGUGCUCUCAAAACACUCAACUCUCUCUUGGACACACAGGGGGACAGUCCUAGCUCCUCUGUUCACCAGGAGGAGUUUAGACGAAGUCAUUACACCCGGACACUCGAGUUUCUAAUCAGUCACAUCCAAGCAGAUUGGCUUCACAACCUUACAGCAACCCAGCGCACUCAGCUAUGGGACCGUUUAUUUCUUCAUGGUCCUCCAGAACAAGCACUUCUUGUUCUUAUGGAGGGGAUUGGACAAUUAAGCCCCAGCUCUAACCUGGACCACCUGUUGAGCAUCACUGAGACGUUUCUUCAAAGUGGCCGGCUCACAGACCUACUGUGGUCGUACUGUUUAGGGACUGGUCCUGCUGACUCCCCACAGUUCAGAGAGGCACUGCUCGGCCGUAUAGUGGCCCUUCCAGACCACAUGGCUAACAAGUUACAGCUCAACAACAGGACAUUGUUUCUUCCCCAGAAUUAUUACCCAUUACUGGCUCAAGGGAUGCUCACAGCCCUAGAAAAGACCUGUCAGGCACUAAAAGGUGGUUCUGACUGUUCCUUGAUAUUCCUUGCCCAGAUCCUUGGAAAAGUUUGUGUCCAGGGUCACAGUGGUUCAGUGAUGGCAGUGCUGGCUCCACAACUGUCAAAACACACUCAUACUGAUAUGGUGUGGCAGAGGGUUUGUUGGAAACUUAUUGAAAAUGUGCCACAGCGUUGGACUGACAGUGUGCUUCCUCAGUUAGUGCAGGCUGUCACCAGACCUGAUGCUUUGGGCAGAAUCAUUGGAAAUGUGGUUGUGUCAAAUAAAAAGGCCCAGUUUGUGAUAACUCAUAAAAUGUUGUUGUUACAAUACAAAUAUGAGACACAGGUCUUGAGGGUCAUUUUGGGUUACCUUGCAGCAGACAGGGAACGAAGACCACUCCUACUACAAGUAUUAAGGUCUUUAUGUCAAGCAUGGGCCAAUCCCAGUGCAGUAAAACAUACCCCACUAAAACAACAGAUGUAUAUUAGCAAGGCGCUACUACUCAGCAUCGGUCUGCUGAAUGACUCUGAGCUAAAGGAGUUGCGUUCAGAGUUACUUCAGUGUCUGCUGGGUGGCAUGCAGAGUCAUCUUGACAGCAACGUGGUGCAGAUUCGACACAUAGGGAUGGUAGUGGGCGAGUGCUUGAGCUCUUAUAUGGAUAUAAAUGGGACAAAACUCAAAUUUGAGUAUGAUGCAGAUGAGGAUACACAGGAGCUUUUAUCAUUGAUGACACCCACAACAGAAGAUGACCAAGAUCCGGAACAUCUGACAAGAAAUGAUUCACCUGAUGUGAGUGAGGAGAAAACUUCCUCUACAGCUUCCCAAAAUGAGUGCAGCCCCCCAAAAGCAAACACUAAUCCAGACUCUGAUUUGGAUAGUGACGAUGAACUCACUCCAUAUGAUAUGUCUUGUGACCAAAAGCUAAGCCAGUCUUUCCCACCUCGCUACCUCCGUGACUGUAUUGAAAUUUUAACUUCUUCUGAUGAUGCUGUACGAGUGGAGCUCAGUAUGAAUGUGGCUGAAAAUUUAGUACGGAAAAACCCAUUUGCAGCCAAAGAGAUCAGUGUCCAAAUGACCAAAGUGCUGCUUCAUAUAGAAAAUAAAUUCAACAUUGAUAACUUCCUAGCCCUCCGACAAGCAACAAUGGCAGCCCUCAUUGUUACUGACUGCAUCCCUGUGACUCAGUAUUUGACUACAGAGUUUUACUCCCUGAACUAUAGUCUUCGCCAGCGGCUUGAUAUUUUGGAGGUCCUUGCUCUGGCGGCUCAAGAGCUUUCAAAGCCAAUCAGUAACAAAACAGAGUCUUGUGUAAGUGUGGCCUCUACCUCUGAUGUGACUGUGUACCCUGGUGAUAACCCUGAGCACUGGAGACAAGUCGUAGAAAAGCGCAUUCAAAGCAAAACUAAGCGUCUAACAAAGGGAACCACGCAACCUUGCAAAGCUGGUCCAAACCGCUAUGCCCCUCUUGCUGGGCAUUUCUUCUUCCCUUUGCUCAGAAAUUAUGAUAAGCCACAAGUGACAUUUGAUCUUCUGGGCAGUGAUCACCUUAUACUGGCCAGGUUGAUCCACACUUUAGGUCUUUUAAUGCACCUUGCACUUAAUGCUCCAAUAGCUGCACAAAUGGGAUGCGCUUUGCUGGACUUUGUGUGGACUGUUCGGUAUCAUUCUGAGCAAACAGUGAGGCGAGGCGUCCUCUUUGCCGUGUGCGCAGUUUUUUUGAGCAUGCCCAAUCAAAACCUGCUGUUGGAUCUUGGUGAUCAGCUUUUUGAGACUAGAUCUUGGUUAGCAGAUGUAGCUGAAGGGGAUGCAGAUUCUGAUUGCCGCAGCUUGGCGGUACAGAGCCUGGUUCUUCUGGAUAAGGGUCUUAAAAAACAGCUGCAAGAUCCACAAGCUCUGAGUCUAGAGUCAUAACAGUCAGACUCUGCACUGAUGAUCAGAGUUCUGUGGAUUUUUCAUAUCCUGAAGACAGCCACCCAAAGGAAAAGCAACAAAUGUUUUUUCUAUGUCUAAUCAGUUACAAUAAACUACAACAUAUUGCAUUUUGUAUAUUGUACAAAACUGGAGUGACA
Messenger RNA from Periophthalmus magnuspinnatus, 2695 nucleotides. It is a transcript of the gene telo2, whose product is annotated as TEL2, telomere maintenance 2, homolog (S. cerevisiae). Gene Ontology annotation, biological process: protein stabilization; telomere maintenance via telomerase. Bases 27 to 2537 code for a protein of 836 amino acids. Gene Ontology annotation, cellular component: cytosol. The transcript has 22 exons. NCBI's taxonomy places the organism in Eukaryota, Metazoa, Chordata, Actinopteri, Gobiiformes, Gobiidae. Gene Ontology annotation, molecular function: Hsp90 protein binding; telomeric repeat DNA binding. The record is from RefSeq and is a predicted model, not a curated record.